GAACAAUCCUUGAAAUAUUUUUCUGAAAUUUGGGUUUGACAUUUUUCCUUCAAAUUCUGAUGUAUGCUAAUUCUAGGCGAUAUCUUCAGGAACAUAGUCACCCUGAACACAGCGAAGACCUCUCUGACGACAACAUGGCCGCAGCAAGGAUUGUUAAGUUUGUGACUGGUAACGCCAAGAAACUGGAAGAAGUGGAGAAAAUUCUAGGAAAGAACUCUGCCUGUCAUUUUGUAUCCGAGGACAUAGAUUUGCCCGAAUACCAGGGUUCGCCUGAUGAGGUCUGUAUCGCCAAGUGUAAGCUGGCGGUGGAAAGUGUUAAGGGUCCAGUCAUGGUAGAAGACGUCUGCUUGUGUUUUAAUGCUCUCGGAGGAAUGCCUGGUCCAUAUAUAAAAUGGUUCCUGAAGGAAAUUAAACCAGAAGGUCUUCAUAAAUUACUUCAAGGGUUUGAGGACAAGUCGGCCUACGCUCUAUGUACAUUUGCUUAUUCGGAUGGAAAACCAGAUAGCGACAUUAAACUAUUCCGUGGACGUUGUGAUGGACAAAUUGUCGAACCGCGCGGACCUCUGGACUUUGGAUGGGAUCCCUGCUUCCAACCUGAUGGUUAUGAUAAGACUUACGCUGAACUUCCAAAGGAUGUUAAAAACAAGAUCUCGCAUCGUGCAAAAUCUUUGGAAGCUUUGAAGAAAUUCUUCGAUGAAUCUGUGAAUACUUGAAGGCCUACGCCGUUCAUUUACAUUGUUUUUGUGUGAUUAGAAACAAACAUUGCCACUGUACAGUAUAACCUGGCAUGUCUAUCUGAUAAAAAUUUACCUAUCGAGUAUAUCUAUAUACAAGUGUACACAACAAUAAUAUUGAAAUCAUAUACAUGUACUGUGUAGACGGUAUUUAGCUGCUUGGAGGGCUCUUGUACAAAUGGCCUAUAUAACGUGAUAGGCCUGAUAAAACAUGCGCAACAAAAUGAGCUAAAUAGCGUCUAAACAAUAUAUUAAACUUGUAUUUACAUACCCGGUAAUUUAAAAUUUAAAAAUUCAGCACAUGUCGUUUGCCUUUGAUGUUGAAUAUUGGCCAACAGAUUGACGUCACUGUAUUGAACCUCUCUAUCAAGGACACCUUUGGGACUGAAAACUGCUGCCCUCAGCAGGGAGGUAUCCUCAUUAAAGAAGUACAUUUGAUUUGAAUCAAAAUAACCGUUCCUACAUGUAUUUGGGACCGAAACUAGUUUUCUUUGUAAUAGUGGGUGUCCUCCUGGCUAUGGUGUUCACUAAGGGAGGUUCUAUUGAACUGUGGUCCACUACCUCAAAAACCAGUAUCUAUUAUCUUGUCAUCACUGUAAAAUCAAACUAUAUAAGGCACUCUUAUAUAUUUUCGGUAAUAUCAGAGACUAGUGUUGAGAAAAAGGCAUUUAUUGAAUAUGGUCUUUUUAUCAGGCAUUAAAAUCAUUCGCAGCAUUUAAUUGGGCAAGUCGCCAGGUACCGAUGCCAUUAGCAGGUGUGCAAUGACUAUUUUUCCAGGUGUGCGAUGAUUUACAGUCUACCUCGCCUUUCUCUAAUCUGCUGCGACUAGCCAUGUGGUUUCGACUUUGGACAUGCAUUAAGUCAAAUUUCUUCGACGUACGAUUGUUUGGAUGUCACAAUAUUUCAUCAUACAUUGUACAAAACAUAACAAAUAUGUGCUAGACUGUGUUUAAUUUGCUCAACAAAACCAACAGCAAUCAUAUUAUUUUUCAAUGUCUUGUUGGACACAUUCCUGUCAGCCUGGCAGUUGUUCUAUCCCUGUCCUGUCAUUUUUAGUCCAGCCAUUAUUCCUUAGAAUUGUCUGCCAUUACACGGGUAUACUAUUACUUUCCAGCAAAUCAAAUUUCCUAGCAGUUUUAUUGGGCUGGCCUGCCGGUACACAGCAGGUAUAGAGACGUUCCUAACACCUUGCACCUUCCUGCGGCUGAGCAGGAAAAAACUGCUAUCCUGCAAGGCAGACGUGCCAACACACGUUGUCCUGUCCCAAGUCAUUGACAUGUUAUGGAGCAUGUUGUCACCAGUCUUCAACUCGGACAAUGCAAUAUGCAUUACAUUUGUAGAAAUGUCCAUAAAAACUUCAUCGACAUAGCCUUGUUUUGAGUGAGAAAAAUCGAUAUUAGUAAAUGGAAAUAACAGUGGCCAAAGUCCAUACCUUUUUUAUCCGUCCACUGUAUCGAGUUUUUGAGUUUAGCACUGUCAACUAGGGCAAGGUUGACUGUAUUUUCAAGUGGCAGGGUUUUUUUUGAUGCUGUGAUGACUGUAAUUUAAGUAAUCCUCUUUGAACUCAAUGAAGGGCUGAUGUCUUAAAUAUCAUGAGCAUGAUGGUGUGCGGGGUGGUUCGUAACUGUUUUUCAAGCAAUGCUUUGAUCACGUGGGUCACAAGAGAUAUUUCAAUUUUCCAGUGAUUUUUAAUAA
Messenger RNA from Lineus longissimus, 2429 nucleotides. RefSeq names its product inosine triphosphate pyrophosphatase-like. The coding region runs from base 60 to 713 and encodes 217 amino acids. Gene Ontology annotation, biological process: nucleoside triphosphate catabolic process. The record is from RefSeq and is a predicted model, not a curated record. The transcript has 4 exons. Gene Ontology annotation, molecular function: nucleoside triphosphate diphosphatase activity. Lineage: Eukaryota; Metazoa; Nemertea; Pilidiophora; Heteronemertea; Lineidae. Gene Ontology annotation, cellular component: cytoplasm.